GGCCUUGCUGAGGCGCGGCCGUGCGGGAUGGAACGGGUCCGCUGGCAGGGGCCUUGCCAGGGCGGAAAGGCACCGUUGAAGAAGCGCCGCUCGUCCCCUGUGCCAGGGGUUUCCGGUAGCCGGGCCGGCAGCUCCCAGCCGUGCCGCCGGCGGCUCUUCGGGAGAUCGGGCCCCAGCGGCGAAGCGGAGCCCCGGUGCCUGAAGAGAAAGCCCAAUGUGAAAACCCUACCAAAAAUUAAGGAAAAGAGUGAAAUCACCCAAGUGAGGCAGUCAUGCAACCAAAGCAAUCAAGUGAAUGUCCAAGAAGAAACACAUUUGGAAACAAAAGAAUAUAGAAUAGAAGAAAGCUCUGUACAGGUAAAGGGAUCCUUGUUAAUCAACUUUGAAAGUAAAGAAAGCUUGAAAAGUACUGAAGUGACUUCAAGUACAGGAAUGACUCUUCCCACAGGUGUUUCCACCUUUCUCCUAGAGUGUUUAGAUACAAGCUCAACUGAAGAGUAUAACACAGGUGCUAAUAGCAGCCUGAGCAGUUUCUCAUCCCCUGAAAUAUUUAGAGAUGAUGGUUCAGAAGGAAGUAAUUUUUACCCUGUGGACUCCAGCAAGUACAAGAACUCCACUCUCUUGGACUCCAGCAAAGCCAUGGCUAUAGAUAAGAUACCCCACCUCUCAAAUCUUUCAACAAUAUUAGAACCUGUAGAGGAUGAUUUUCCAGACCAAUACAGCAGAAGAAAGAGACUUUCACAUUGCAUUUAUAUUUCUUCAUCACUGAGUGUUUCAAAUACUGUGGCAGGAAAAAAAGCCUGUAAAAUUACAGCUGCAAGAGAGAGAACUCCAAACCUAAAAACUGCUAUGCGCUGUUCCUCACCAUUAGGACCGGAAAGAAAGCCUGAAAAUCAAACGGCUAAACCUAAAGGGCUGGUAUCUAAGGUAAAAGAACAACAUUCCAGGACCUCAGGAGGAGGACCAUCAUCACUCCAACUGCUUGGUGCUCCAGGAAACACUUCAGCCAGAGCAGUGGGGUUGACAGCAGAAGUACUGCCACAUGAACAGACAGGUGCUGUGGGGCCUCCGUGUGGCAGAGAAGAAAUCUGCUCCAUUGUCAAACUGUCACCACCCCGGAAGCUCUCCAGGCUUCACCAAAUUCCUGCUGACACAAAAGCAUUCCGCUUUCCCAGAAGGCUGCCUGAAGAAGGAAAACAAAGCACCGGCGUGUAA
This is a messenger RNA of Dryobates pubescens (Downy woodpecker), 1215 nucleotides long. RefSeq names its product meiotic kinetochore factor (gene MEIKIN). Bases 28 to 1215 code for a protein of 395 amino acids. The record is from RefSeq and is a predicted model, not a curated record. Gene Ontology annotation, cellular component: kinetochore. NCBI's taxonomy places the organism in Eukaryota, Metazoa, Chordata, Aves, Piciformes, Picidae. Gene Ontology annotation, biological process: homologous chromosome segregation; meiotic sister chromatid cohesion, centromeric; male meiosis chromosome segregation. The transcript has 12 exons.